Messenger RNA from Melitaea cinxia (Glanville fritillary), 2004 nucleotides. It is a transcript of the gene Cndp2, whose product is annotated as cytosolic non-specific dipeptidase. The transcript is spliced from 9 exons. The coding region runs from base 132 to 1571 and encodes 479 amino acids. The record is from RefSeq and is a predicted model, not a curated record. Gene Ontology annotation, biological process: proteolysis. NCBI's taxonomy places the organism in Eukaryota, Metazoa, Arthropoda, Insecta, Lepidoptera, Nymphalidae. Gene Ontology annotation, molecular function: metallodipeptidase activity.
CUAUAAUUACAAAAGGCUUACGUGUUUGCUAUGGGUCCAGUUUACCGGCGAUAGUACUGCCAUCGACUUGUAAUAAAUUCCGCCCCUUUUAUAGAGCAUAUUCAGUCACUCAAAAACAAGUGCCUAAGAAAAUGGCAGCAGAAAAAAUGUUGCCUCAAAUUUUUAGAUUCGUUGAUCAGAACGUGGAAUCGUAUAAGGCUCUCUUAAAAGACGCUGUAGCAAUUCCAUCAGUGUCGAGCGAUCCUAAAUACCGUGAUGACUGUAUACGUAUGGCACAUUGGAUGCAGGAUAAAUUAAAGGAAGUUGGUGCUUCAACGGAGCUCAGAGACGUUGGUUCCCAGACGAUAGACGGUAAAGAGAUUCAGCUACCUCCCGUACUUGUCGGCAGUCUAGGAAACGAUCCUAAGAAGAACACAAUUUGCGUAUAUGGACAUUUGGAUGUUCAGCCAGCUCUUAAAUCGGAUGGUUGGGAUUCGGAGCCGUUUGAGCUGGUCGAAAGAGAUAAUAAGCUUUAUGGACGAGGAUCCACUGAUGACAAGGGACCAGUAUUAGGCUGGUUGCAUGCUAUUAAUGCAUACAAAGGUAUUGGUGAGGAGCUGCCAGUUAACUUAAAAUUCAUAUUUGAAUGCAUGGAAGAAUCUGGAUCGGAAGGAUUAGAUGAAUUGCUGAUGCAGAAAUUAAAACCAGAGGGUUUCUUUGACACAGUGGACUAUGUCUGCAUAUCUGAUAACUAUUGGUUGGGAACAACAAAACCAUGUAUUACAUACGGAUUAAGGGGCAUCAGCUACUAUUUUCUUGAAGUUGAAUGUGCUAAAAUGGACCUCCACAGUGGCGUGUAUGGUGGCACUGUUCAUGAAGCAAUGUCAGAUUUGAUUUAUUUAAUGGACACACUGGUGGACAAAGAUGGAAAGAUACUUAUCACAGAUAUCUAUAAGUCUGUUGCCCCUCUGACUGAAAGUGAAAAGAAACUGUACGACUCGAUCGACUUUGAUCCAGAGGCUUACAGGAAUUCGAUCCAGGCUCAUAAACUAGCACAUAAUGGCGUAAAGGAACAACUUCUUAUGCACCGCUGGCGUUUCCCUAGUCUCUCUCUGCAUGGUAUUGAAGGAGCCGCUUUCCAGCCCGGAGCAAAAACAGUAAUUCCAGGAAAAGUAAUCGGCAAAUUCUCUAUUCGUAUUGUGCCAAACCAGGAGCCUGAAGAGGUUGAGCAGCUUGUGUUCGCCUACAUUAACAAAAAGUGGGCGGAGCGCGGCUCGCCCAACAAGAUGCGCAUCACGGCUCAGAGCGGGCGCGCGUGGACGGAGAACCCCGACCACCCGCACUACCAGGCCGCCGCCCGAGCUACUAAGCUCAUCUACCAGACGGACCCGGACAUGUCGCGCGAGGGCGGCUCCAUCCCCGUGACGAUCACGCUGCAGCAGGCGAGCGGCCGCAACGUGCUGCUGCUGCCCAUGGGCGCCGGCGACGACAUGGCGCACUCGCAGAACGAGAAGCUCAACGUGCGCAACUACGUCGAGGGCAUUAAACUUUUCGCUGCCUACUUGUAUGAAGUUGGAAAACUUCCUAAGUGAAACAAGAAGUCGACGUAAAUAAUUUUGUAUUGGAUCCAGAGAGUGGAUACGUUUAUAUUUUACGAUCAUUGUUGUAUUGUUUUAUUAUCAGAUUUACAUGUAACCUGAAAGUUUUAAAUGUUACUGACAUUCCGCACUAAGUACAAUAUGUAUUCGUUUAUGACAUGCUACGUGCCUUAUAAUUUAUGAAGCAUAAUACAUCUAAACAUUUAAAAGUAAAUACAAUAUUUUCAUUUAAAUCUGAAAUAUAAUAAUUAAAAAAUAUUAUAAAUGCAUUUUUAAAACAUUGUUAAAAAAACUUAUACUUUAUGUUAGUUAUACUUGUAUAAGUUUCAUAUUAUUUGCAUAAUAUUUUUGUAAUUUUUGCUUUGCUAGGUUCCAAAGCUUGUAUUUUUAUAUAAUUUUUUCGCAUAAUAAAAGUUUGUUAAUUUAG